Molecule: messenger RNA, 1332 nt
Organism: Megalopta genalis
Lineage: Eukaryota; Metazoa; Arthropoda; Insecta; Hymenoptera; Halictidae
Gene: Hpd
Product: 4-hydroxyphenylpyruvate dioxygenase
Biological process (GO): L-tyrosine catabolic process
Cellular component (GO): Golgi membrane; endoplasmic reticulum membrane
Molecular function (GO): 4-hydroxyphenylpyruvate dioxygenase activity
Source: RefSeq, a predicted model, not a curated record
AAGCAACGUAGACCUGCGAUUAGAAUGAUUUCAUAGCAAUUGGCAAGAGAAUCAAUAUCGACUUUUUCCGUGUGUAAAAAUGACUACAUACACAGAUAAAGGCCCAAAGCCUUUGGGAGGAAAGUUUUUGUCUUUUGAUCAUGUAACGUUUUGGGUUGGAAAUGCGAAGCAGGCAGCUGGUUAUUAUUGCUCUAGAAUGGGCUUUGAACCCUUGGGUUACCGUGGUUUGGAAACUGGUACAAGAGAAAUAGCAUCCCAUGUUGUUAAACAAAAUAAGAUUAUCUUUGUAUUUGAAUCACCAUAUAAACCUGAUAAUGAUGAAAUAGGACGUCACGUUUUACGACAUGGUGAUGGAGUUCGUGAUAUUGCAUUUAAUGUCGAAGACAUUUAUACCAUUGUAAAGAUUGCCAAGGAAAGAGGAGCGAAAAUCAUAAAAAACAUAUGGGAAGAAAAAGAUGAAUAUGGUGUUGUGAAAUUUGCUACUAUACAAACUUAUGGGGACACACAUCAUACGCUCAUAGACAGAUCAAAGUAUAAAGGAUUCUUCUUGCCAGGAUUUCAACAACUACCGGAAGAUAAAUCUAUAAAAAAUUUGCCAAAAGUUGGACUAAAUUUCGUGGAUCAUAUCGUUGGCAAUCAACCUGACAAACAAAUGGAACCUGUUGCAAAAUGGUAUGAGGAAUGUUUACAGUUUCAUAGAUUCUGGUCAGUAGAUGAUAGUCAGCUACAUACAGAAUACUCUGCUCUACGUUCUAUUGUUAUGACUAAUUGGGAAGAAACUGUAAAAAUGCCUAUUAAUGAACCGGCUACUGGCAAGAAACGUUCUCAAAUACAGGAAUAUGUGGAGUAUUAUGGGGGAGCAGGUGUACAACACAUUGCUCUAAACACAGAUAACAUAAUUAAAGCUAUACAAAAUUUGCAAGCUCGAGGUAUGGAAUUUCUAAAUGUGCCAGACUCUUACUAUGACAUGCUAAGAAAUCGUUUAAAAAAUAGUGGAGUAAAAAUUUUAGAAGAUCUUAACACACUUCAGAAACUAAAAAUUUUAAUUGAUUACGACGAGGAUGGAUAUCUUCUGCAAAUAUUCACUAAAAAUAUGCAAGACAGACCAACACUUUUCAUAGAAGUCAUUCAAAGACGUAACCAUAAUGGAUUUGGAGCUGGAAACUUUCAAGCUUUAUUCGAAGCUAUAGAAAUGGAGCAAGCUAAACGCGGCAACUUGUAAAAUCCUCAUUGUGACUAAAUAUAAAUAUGUACAGGUAUUUUGCACUUGAAAGAUUUGUAUAAUAAAGUUUUAUUAUAAACAUAAUAAAGAAACAAUGUUCGUUACUCUUA